Molecule: messenger RNA, 933 nt
Organism: Nannospalax galili (Upper Galilee mountains blind mole rat)
Lineage: Eukaryota; Metazoa; Chordata; Mammalia; Rodentia; Spalacidae
Product: olfactory receptor 5B2-like
Exons: 2
Coding region: 1-933 (310 amino acids)
Biological process (GO): sensory perception of smell; G protein-coupled receptor signaling pathway
Cellular component (GO): membrane
Molecular function (GO): odorant binding; G protein-coupled receptor activity; olfactory receptor activity
Source: RefSeq, a predicted model, not a curated record
AUGGAGAACAGGACAGAAGUGACACAGUUCAUCCUGCUGGGACUCACUGAUGACCCAGGCCUACAGGUUCCUCUAUUUAUCACCUUCCUCCUCAUCUACACCAUCACCCUGGUUGGGAACCUGAGGAUGAUCCUGCUGAUUCUCUUGGACUCUCGGCUCCACACUCCCAUGUACUUUUUCCUAGGUAACCUGUCUCUGGUGGAUUUCUGUUACUCUUCAACAGUUCCCGAAAAAGUUAUAGCUGGGCUACUUAUAGGAAACAAGGCCAUGACUUACAAUUCCUGUGCUACUCAGAUGUUCUUUUUUGCGAACUUUGCCAAUGUGGAAAAUUACCUACUGGCCUCAAUAGCCUAUGAUCGCUAUGCAGCAGUGUGUAAGCCCCUACACUAUGCCACAACCAUGACAAUGUGUGUUGGGUCCUGUCUGAUCAUAGGAUGCUACACCCUAAGUCUCCUGAAUGCCUCCAUUUAUACUUGGAAUGCAUUUCUUCUCUCCUUCCAUAAGUCCAAUGUGGUCCAUCACUUUUUCUGUGACAUUCCAGUAGUCAUGUUUGUAUCCUGCUCUGAUAGGCAUGUCAAUGAGCUGGUUCUUAUCUGUCUUGCAAGCUUCAAUAUCUUUUUUGCUCUUACAGUAAUCUUUAUAUCCUACACAGUCAUUUUUAUCAACAUCUUAAAGAUACACUCUGGUGCAGGUCAUCGCAAGGCUAUUUCCACCUGUGCCUCCCACUUCACUGCAGUCUCCAUUUUCUACGGGACUGUCAUCUUCGUGUACUUAAAGCCCAGCUCCCGUCAUGCCAUGGACAUUGACAAAAUCUCAUCUGUCUUCUACACAAUGGUCAUUCCCAUGUUGAAUCCUCUGGUUUACUGCCUGAGGAACAAGGAGGUGAAGAACACAUUUACAAAGAUUGCAAAGAUUGUAUUAAGAGGAAAAUAA